Messenger RNA from Prunus persica (peach), 859 nucleotides. RefSeq names its product calcium-binding protein CML38. Lineage: Eukaryota; Viridiplantae; Streptophyta; Magnoliopsida; Rosales; Rosaceae. The record is from RefSeq and is a predicted model, not a curated record. The coding region runs from base 180 to 602 and encodes 140 amino acids. The transcript has a single exon. Gene Ontology annotation, molecular function: calcium ion binding.
CCAGGAUCAUGGAACAUGGGAAAGUCGGUUCCAACACUUCAACACGGCCUCCAAGUCUAUAUAUAAGGCUGCAUGCUUGUUAUUGUUCCAUUGCAAUCAAACUGAGAGUUGGGUUUCUGUUAGGUUAAUCUAUAUAUAUAACUAGCUAAUCCAUUUUGCAUUGUGUUUUGCCAUUGUAAAUGAAGAGCAACAGAGGAUUUGAUCGUGUGCUCAGCUACUUUGAUGAAGAUGGAGAUGGAAAGAUUUCGCCUUCGGAGCUGAGGCGGGGACUAGGCUUUAUGGGUGGAGAGUUAUUGCAAAAGGAGGCAGAGGUUGCAGUGGAGUUGCUGGACUCAGAUGGAGAUGGCUUGCUGGGUUUGGAGGAUCUUGUGUGUUUGAUGGAAGGUGGGGAAGAAGAGGAGAAAGUGAAGGGAUUAAGAGAUGCUUUUCAAGUGUAUGACGUGGAAGGAUGUGGGUUCAUUACACCCAAGAGCUUGAAGAGAAUGCUUAGCAGCUUAGGUGAAUCCAGGUCAAUUGAUGAGUGUAAAGUGAUGAUCAAUCAGUUUGAUUUGAAUGGGGAUGGUGUGAUCAGCUUUGAAGAAUUCAGAAUAAUGAUGCAGUGAUCAUAUUGAUCUUGUGGUUGCAGUGCUUGUGUAUACUGUAUAUACUUAUUGGUUCAUUCUUUGUUUCUUUCCUUUUUUCUAGGUUUAAGUAGUUGAGAUUUUCAUCGAUUGAGCUGUGCUAUAAUUAUUUUGUGUAUACAUGUUGGAGUUUUCUACCUGGGAAUUGUGAUGUUAUUUUUCAGAAGUGGUCAAAUUUUAGGAGUGUUUUGAUUUGGUUGUAGUUGCAAAAUAAACUCCUUUACCGCAUACAUAUUAAA